CCCGCCCAACUUCUGUGCAGCCUCGCUUUUUUUAGUAUAUGGUAGAUUCGUAUCAUUGAUCAGUCAUAUAUCGACAUGAUGUCGAUUGUUUUGGAUCAUGCAAAUGUCUCAGAGGUGCCAUCAGAGACCUCUGCCGCAACUCUAAGUGCAGAAAAUAUUUUUGCCAGACAGAGUCAUGCAUCAGCCAAGCCGCAAGAUCCACAAUUGAAUGCUGAUAACCAGAUAUCAGAGGAUGCUUCUGUACCAUUGGAUAUUGAAGUUAGCAGGGUGCCAGUCAUUGCCAAGGAAACCUCUACUCGACAUAGACCAGCUGCUAAAGCCGCGUCGCUUUGGUGUUCCAAAAAAGGACGUAGUCAUGCAAAUCUUUAUGACUGGGAGAUUAUGGAAUGCCCUUCAUGCGGCCAGAAUCUUCGACCACCUGGUGAGGUGGGAAACUCUCAGCAGGGAGGGCGUACAAAAGACUCUGGCUCUACAGAAACGUCACUUAGCAGGAGUUCGGACACAACUUCUGCAUCAUCAACUUCAGGCGAUUCUGAGUCCGAAUCGAAUGUGCAUGUAGCAAGUGACCGGCCAUACGGUGUUGACAUUUUCAUUCCUACAAUCAAAUCAUCAGACCAGGCUAAGAAGACUGCCGCAGGACAGGUGGUGGCACCACCUGAUAUCAUUUAUCAGAUCAGAUUUCUAUAUGAAAAUGGACACGAGCUUGGAAAUCGGCCAUACCAUGAGCUUCUUGACCUACAGGAGGAGAAAAAAGCUGUUGUCAAAAUUUCAGACCCAAUACUCGAAAUCGUUUCGAUCGUGCGAACAAAUAUUAGAUGGUUACCAAGUUAUGAUGGUAAUCGAGAGGCUACUAUCAUGGCUGAUGGCAUCCUCAGAAACCCCAGAUACGACAGUGAACUACUCUCUCACAAUAUCAGAAUACGAUCUCGUCGCAUCAUUGAUGUACUGAAGAGAAUCGUGACGUACUAUCCCGGACUUCGUUUGACAAGAGAUGUGGUGACAUUCAAAGAGCCAUAUUGUGUCGCAUUCCACCAUAUGGCCGAUAUCAAAGCAUUAUCAGAAGGUGAAGGGUUUGCCUCCGGCGCCGUAUCUGAGGUCGAUAAAGAGACCCAACAUCACCUCAAAGUCUUCCGGGAGGCAGUUACACGUAACUACAAUCAAGUUGUAGAGGAAGAAACUAGGAGGCACGCCAGUGUCCCUGCAUCAGCUACAUUCAAGUUGCUGUGGUUGAUCUUCAAGCCAGGCGUGACAGUCUACACGAUGAUGGACGAGGGUCUUCAAGCUUGUGUUGUGAAGUCGGUGACAUUCGAGUCCCAUACCGUUGCCAAGCUGUCCAGUCCCUAUAGCUUACAGCUAUGGUAUUUGGACUUCGAUGGCCGUAGACUGGGUAGACGCGAGUGCUCCCGCUUCAUUUCACCAUUUGAUGGAGAAAGGGAUAUCACAUCUCUCAGUGUCUUCCCAGCACAUUUUCUUGAUAGGACAGAUGGAGGUGCAACCCGUACAAUACUUGAGAACAGAGGAGAGAAAUUCUUCCGCUACCUUCGUGGCGCUCAGGUCCAAUACAAAGGGGAAACACUCGGCUCAGAAUCUCAUUGGUAUGAAGGGCGGGCUAUUAUUGAUAUUAGCUCGUAUUUCACUUAUGGCAUAACUCAAAACUUCGACCAUGCCCUCAUCUUUGACAGACCGGCGAUUGGGGAGAUGCGAGACUGGCCGGACGGAAAUAGGAACGUUGAUGACAAUGAUGACGAUUUCUUCACGUUUCGCCCACCAGGCGCACCAGCCCGACCUGGACGUGGACCUGGACCUGGCACUACCCUUAGGACCCGGCGCCCUGGUGCGAGUAUGCCUCCAGUUCCGCCCACAACAGCUCAGAUACCCAGUUAUCUACCCGCUCAGGAUCCCGAUUCCGAAUAUGACGUUACUAAGUCAUACAAUGCUGGUUUUCCGUGGCGUGAAUACGAGGAUAUAAAUCCCAAGAAAACCCACAGCUUAGAAAUCGUCGAUGCUGUGACAGGGCAGAAGAAUCGCCAUAGAUACUUGCUUUGCCCUAGGAAGGUGAUAGGAUUCACAUUGAAAUCUCGGAUCUGGGAGCAGCUAGAUAUAGAUUGCUGUCAAGAGCCCAGGCAUAAUCCACAAGCAGUUGAUGCAUUGGUCAUGCCGGAUGAGCGUAAGCUUAUGAUAAAGGCGUUAGUAUACCAAUACAGCGACAGAGACCAAAGCAAUGACGAUGCAUCUGGACCUUGGGCUGCUGAUUUUAUUGAGCAUAAAGGUACUGGACAAAUAUUCCUGCUACAUGGAAGUCCCGGGGUUGGGAAAACUUACACCGCAGAGUGUAUUGCUGAAUCCACCGGCCGACCUCUGUUAUCACUCACUAUUGGCGACCUUGGAACACAUGUGCCCCAGCUGGAAUCGAAGUUAUAUAAGUUGUUCCGCCUCGGUGAAAUAUGGGGCGCAGUGAUACUCUUAGACGAGGCAGAUGUGUUUCUCGAACGCAGGGCGACAUCCGAUCUACACAGAAACAGUCUAGUAUCAGUCUUCCUGAGAACCAUGGAGUACUAUCGUGGGAUUUUGUUUCUCACCACUAACCGAGUGGGACACUUUGAUGACGCCUUCGUUUCUCGAAUUCAUGUUGUCCUGCACUAUGAGAGCUUCUCUGCUACAGACAGAGAGAGGAUUUGGACUCAAUUCUUCGAAAAGCUGAAAAGGGAACGCGGCAAGUUUGUCGAUAUUUCCAGAGCAGCCAAGAAAUAUGUGCUCAAAGAUCCUGAGAUGACAAGUAUCCCCUGGAAUGGGAGAGAGAUCCGCAACACUUUCCAAACUGCUGUUGCCCUCGCUGAAUUUCGCUUUACCCAACUCUCCGACAAGGAGGAGGGCGACAAGGCUUGCCUCGAACGGGAGGACUUUGAGAAAGUUUGCGAGAUGACCGGUGCAUUCAAGAAAUAUCUGCAAUCCGUUUCGGGUUUCGACGAAGCGCAGAGAGCUCGGAAUGACUUGGCUCGCAAUGACCAGUUCGCUGAUCCAUGAUUGGAUUGGAUAGCACAUCUGGAGGCCAAGGACUUCCCAAACAAUAAAUGAAUGAGGCAACGAUUCACAAAGCUUGUAGCUUAUCUGUUGCAUACUGUCAAUACAACGUAUAAGAAUGA
This is a messenger RNA of Truncatella angustata, 3143 nucleotides long. RefSeq lists its product as uncharacterized. The coding region runs from base 76 to 3024 and encodes 982 amino acids. The record is from RefSeq and is a predicted model, not a curated record. Gene Ontology annotation, molecular function: ATP binding; ATP hydrolysis activity. The transcript has 7 exons. Lineage: Eukaryota; Fungi; Ascomycota; Sordariomycetes; Amphisphaeriales; Sporocadaceae.